Molecule: messenger RNA, 3387 nt
Organism: Suillus clintonianus
Lineage: Eukaryota; Fungi; Basidiomycota; Agaricomycetes; Boletales; Suillaceae
Product: CHAT domain-containing protein
Exons: 5
Coding region: 1-3387 (1128 amino acids)
Molecular function (GO): protein binding
Source: RefSeq, a predicted model, not a curated record
AUGCCCGGUAUUGCAGAAAUCCAAUCUAUUAGACUUGAAGUCAUCAGCGGAAGAAACCUCAAAGUCCCUUCCAAGCGCAUGCCCGCUGGUAUUUACAUAUCCAUCAAUGUCGACUCAACGAGACGCUGGAAAUCAACCGUCAGAGUCUUAUCAUCCGACAAAUCUGUAGCGUGCGGAGAUACCGUGACUUUAUCAUCUCACGAGUCACCUGCAUUAUCAGUGGAAAUCAGAGCGCCCUACGAGGUCGAUCGAAUGCUUGGAAAUGGAGAAGUCAUUGGACAACUUCACACAUCGUGGGAUGAGCUGCUCGAUCGUGGCGAUGAGCCAUUCGAAUUGUCCUUCCCUCCUGUUCAUGAUGUCAAUCCUUCGCUCACGCUGAAAGCCGCUAUUGUACACGCUUGCGAUAACCAGGACAGCGCACUAUUUGACUCUCUUGUAGACUGCCAGAUUGCUCGAGAGACAGAUGCGGGCCACGCACGAUAUGCCGAAUAUAGGACCACCAAGACAAUCUCUCACCUGAACCAUGCUUUACAACAUUUUCAAUUGGUUUUGGACCGCUGUCCGGUCGACCAUCCUGACCACGCAGCGGCUCUCACCAACCUCGCGUGGGCCCGCCUUCAAGGCUACAUUCGAAACGAUCUCCAAGACAUUGAUACCACCACUUCCCUCUUCCACAAAGCACUUGCAUUGCGUCCGCAGGGCCAUCCAGAUCACGCUUUAUCUCUCUAUCAUCUCAUUUUCGCAUUGAACUGGCGCUACAGCAAGGAGCGCACCGCCGUCUAUAUUCACAAAUCCCUGCAACUGUGCUGCAAGCUACUGCCCCUCUGUCCAGAGGGCACCUACCUUCGUAGCACCAGCGUAGACAGGGAGGUUGAUUAUGCGAUCAGCGGAUGCAACAAACUUCCGAUUGAUGCAUCUGACGAAGGUAUCCACCUUCGACGAGUCGUGCUCGAGCUCUGCCCUCUGGGCCAAAAAUACCGUCCCAGGGCCCUCGACAACCUUGCACAUGCAGUUGAGGUACGCUUUGACCAGCAUGGCAGUAUUGAUGAUCUAGAAGAGAGCAUACAACUUCGUCGUGAAGCCGUUUCUCUGUGUCCCGAGGGACAUUCUGACCGUGGAGCCUACCUGAACAACUUGGCCCUCUCACUCCAAUCCUGCUUUGAUCACCAAGGAAAAUCUCAUGACCUUGAUGAGGUAAUCUCCAUUCACGAAGAAGCACUGUGUCUGUCCCCUGUUGGGCAUGGAUUUCGUGAUUGCGCAUUGGACAACUUAGGGGGCGCCCUCUGCACCCGUUUCAAGAAACACGGUGACGUUGAUGAUAUAAACCGAGGUGUCAGCCUCCAUCGCGAGGCACUGACGUUGUGCCCACCUGGGCAUCCACGUCGUGACACCACGCUUAACAACCUUGCCCUCGCGCUCAAAGAGAGAUAUGACAAAUCGCACGUCAUCGAGAAUCUUAACGAGGCCAUUGUUCUGUAUCGCGAAUCUCUACGGUUAAAGCGGCUUGAUGAUCCAGAGCGCCAUAGAACUCUUUUCAAUUUGAGCUCGGUGCUCUGCUCUCGUUUCACUCGAACUCGGCAGAAUGAGGACGUCGAGGAAGCUAUUCGACUCUGCCAAGAGUCGUUGGUGGUUUUACCUUUACUGCACCCGGAUAGAUACUUCGGUUUGAUGUGGCUACAGGAAGCCUAUCUGUCUCGUUACCAGGUACAACGCAACCCCACUGAUUUGUCACUCGCUGUAGAGAACUACAGACUCGCAUCACGACAUCUCACUCAAGGAUUUCCACCACGCAUCAUUGAGGCUAUAGACUGGGCUCGCCAAGCAGAAGUCUAUCAACAUGGAUCCGCCCUCGAAGCAUACCAAAUGUGCUUGGAGUUGUUCGACAACCACGUGAUGACACGAUCAUCAAUUAUCUCACGGCGCGAGGCUGCAACCGCUUUUUUCGAUGCGCAGUCACUGCCAGUAGAUGCAGCGUCGUGUGCUGUUCGUUCCAAUGAUCUGCAACAAGCGGUCGAACUCGUGGAGCAUGGUCGUGGCCAGCAAUGGUCGCUGGCCUCUCGACUCAGGACUCCACUGGAAGACCUGAAGUCUGCGAGCCCGCAACUCGCUCAAACACUCGCGGAGCUCAGCAAGCGCCUGUCUGAUGCUCAGGGUUCCACUGGGAGCAUUGACAGUGCUGCUGCUGAUCGGGCAGCAACCGAGUAUCGGAGACUUGCAAGGCAGUGGGAAGCUGCAGUGGCUGAAAUCCGUGAUAUUCAAGGCUUUUCACAGUUCCUGCUCCCACCUUCGUACAGGGACUUGCAGGCGGCGGCACGCUAUGGUCCAGUCGUCAUCCUCAUUGCCAGCAGAUAUUCGUGCAGCGCCAUUAUUGUUCCGACGUUAGGACAACCCCAUCAUGUUGCCUUGCCAUCUAUCGCUCUCGCAGAUCUCGAGGAUCUCAAAGAUCGGUUCGCCAGGGCAAUACCGCAAGCAUCGAAAAUGGGCCUAAGGCAGCCACGCAAUGAUCUAAUUGUCCUCUUGCGGGCAGUAUGGGACGAUAUUAUGCUACCCAUCGUCAACGUACUCGAAAAUACACUCAAAUUAAAGCGCCAGUCUCGAAUCUGGCUGUGUCCAACUGCGGCCUUCACAUCUAUUCCUCUCCAUGCAGCUCACCCCUUUCGAACGAAGGCAGAUUGCUCUGGGAAGGAGCCGUGCCUAGAGGAUCUCUACAUCUGCUCUUACACGCCGACACUUUCGGCGCUGAUCAGAUCGAGGCAGAUGAUGAAGAAUCAUGUGCCUCCGUCCUUUGUGGCGAUCGGACAGGGCCAUCCGGGUGCAGGGACAGGCAAGGCGCUCUUAGCUGUCGAUAGCGAGCUCGAGCUUGUCCAUAAGCUUGUCCCUGCGACAGCCAACCGUUCCACUCUUUCUGGUGAUGCAGCCACACGAGCAGGUGCACUCGAAGCCCUGGAACAGAACACCUGGGUGCACCUCGCAUGUCACGGCAAGCAGGACCACAACCAGCCGUACAAUUCCCAUUUCGUCAUGAAGGACGCACCUCUCACGCUGCUUGACAUCAUGGAGAAAGACAUCCCGCACGCUGAAUUCGCGUUCUUGUCGGCGUGUCAUACCGCUGUGGGCGAUAAGGAGACGCCCGACGAAGUCAUCCAUCUCGCAGCUGGCCUUCAGUUUUCGGGGUUCAAGAGUGUCGUUGGCACGCUGUGGGAGGUUGACGAUGCUGUCGCAAAACAUGUCGUCGAGGCUUUCUAUCAGAAUAUGGUCAAGAAGUUGGGGGAUGGGGAGUUCAUGGACUGUACGAAGGCGGCUUGGGCAUUGAACCGUGCUACUCACGCCGUGAAGACAAAGGUGCCGCUUGAGCAGAGGAUGGUGUUCAUUCAUAUUGGUGUGUAG